AUGCACCUCCAAAACCUCCUACCCAUCCUCUCCGCCUUGGGAAUAACCUCAGCCGCCAUUAUUACCUCCAAACCAGCCCACCUGUGGGCAACCCAUUACAAUGGGAACGUCUACACCCUAGCCCUGAAGAACAAUGACCUCUCCAUAUCACAAACACUCAAGACCUGCGGCGACAUGCCGAGCUGGUUAACCCUAGACGCGCAGACCCGUACCGUCUACUGCUCCGAUGAGAGCGGAACUGCCGAUCCUUCCACGAAUGGCACGUUGACGGCCCUGCAUGUCAAACCAGACGGCACGCUGCGUCAAGGCGCGGUCGCGAAGACUGUCGGUGGUGGCGUCAAUAGUGUUAUUUAUGAGUCGGAUGCGGGGAAGAAGUUUAUUGCAAUUGCGCAUUACGAAGGCUCAGCUAUCUCAACCUUCGCCCUACCUAUUAAACAAAACCAAUCAAGCCUGCAAGCCUUCCAUUUCAACCUCACAAGACCGGGCAAAUUCGACCAGCAGGACUCGCCGCACCCGCACGAAGUCAUCCUCGACCCGACCGGCUCGUUCAUCGUCAGUCCGGAUCUCGGCGCGGAUCUACUGCGCGUGUAUGCGAUCGAGGAUGGCCCGUCCGGAAAGCUGUCAGAGUGUCCGAGCGUGAACAUUACCUACGGCAGCGGGCCGAGACACGGCGUGUUUUGGACAGAUGGCACCGGCCGGUCUGAGGUUGGGUCGACGCAUUCGCGGAAGAUAGCCGCUGUCGGCGAGACGAUGUUCUAUCUUGUUAACGAGAUCGGGGGUACGAUGAUGGUGUUUGACGUUUCGUAUUCGAGGUCUGGGUGUUUGUCUUUUGAACAGACGCAGACACUGGUGCUGUAUCCCGGGGGUGUUAUGCCGGAGGGUGCGACGCCGGCUGGGAUUAGUAGAAUCGGGAAUGCGCUUUAUGUUUCGAUUCGGAGUGAUCAGGGGUUCGCGCCGAGUGAUUCAAUGGUUGUGCUUGAUCGGUCUCCUGUAGAUGGGUCGGUUGAAUUGCGGGACUCAUCUUCUGCAUUUGGCAAGGUGCCGCGGACAUUUGUGAUCAAUCGUGCUGGAGACCUGGUUGCCGUUGGAAAUCAAGCUUCUGCGACGGUCGCGAUUGUGCGCCGGGAUCCGAGGACAGGGAAUUUGGGUGAGGAGAUUGCUUCUCUACAGGUUGGCGAGCCUGGAAAGGUGGGAACUGCGGAGGGUCUUAGCAGUGUCAUCUGGGAUGAGUAG
Molecule: messenger RNA, 1233 nt
Organism: Penicillium roqueforti
Lineage: Eukaryota; Fungi; Ascomycota; Eurotiomycetes; Eurotiales; Aspergillaceae
Product: lactonase family protein
Exons: 2
Coding region: 1-1233 (410 amino acids)
Molecular function (GO): 6-phosphogluconolactonase activity; protein binding
Source: RefSeq, a predicted model, not a curated record